Paramormyrops kingsleyae is the source of this 2190-nucleotide messenger RNA. Lineage: Eukaryota; Metazoa; Chordata; Actinopteri; Osteoglossiformes; Mormyridae. The record is from RefSeq and is a predicted model, not a curated record.
AUCCUAUAAUGAGGCGAGACUUGAAUAAUGAGCGGUAAUGCAGAGGGUGACUGGUAGGGUACUGGUUCCUGAUAGCCCUGCCUCCUUGAGCCCAGUAGGCGGACAGAAGCGCGUCGGUACUUUAUUGGGUUGAUGCCGGCAGUGGUGGGACUCGUCUGCUGAAUCCAUCUACAGUCCCUGGGAAAAAAAAAGAAUGGAGCAGCAAUCAGACCAGGCACAUCCCGAUUGCAAAGAGACGAUCCAAACGCAGGCCAAAGUGGAACAACCAGGAGCUGAGGUACAAGCUAAAGUGGAGUUAGAGGAGCAGGUGCUGGUAGGAGAGGAAGUGAAGUUGCCACAGGAAGCAGCUUCCAGUGAGCAGCUGGGUGAGGAGCGAAAGGAUGAAGCGCAGAAAAUGGGAAAUGUGGAUGUGAUGCCUGAGAGAAAUGAAGAACAUGAGGCACCUGGACAGUCAAAUGUGGGAAUGGGAGAACAGGCAAUGUCAGAAUCUGUGAUCCCGGAAAGCAAACCUGAGGACGCCGACCCUCCUGUUGCAGCUGGCUCGCUUGCAUUUGCUUUUCUGCAGGAUGAGCGGACUAAGGCAGUCCUGCGCGAGUCCCGCACCCUUCUCAUUCUUCGGGGUCUUCCUGGAAGUGGCAAGACCCGUCUCGCCACUGCAAUUAAGGAUGUUUAUGAGGGUGCCUGUUCUGUCAUCAGUGCUGAUGAAAAUGUGAAGCCUGAGAACAACGUAUCGGGAGAGGGGCACAAGGCCCUGGAUGAAGCCAUACAAGCAAGGUGCAUGUCCGGCACACCAGUGGUGGUGGUUGAUGACGCCAACGACACGCAUGAUAGGUUAGCCUGGCUAGGUCAACAUGCAGAGCUGCACCUGUACUGUACUCUGUUCCUGGAACCUCUGACUGAGUGGAGUAGAGACCCUGAGAAACUAGUCCAGAAGAGUAAGCAGGGACUGGAGAAAGACAAGAUCCAAGCUUUGAAAGUUGUGCUUGAGGCGACUUCUAUACCCCUUUUCUUUGGCUGGUUCCUGGUAUCGAAAUCCCAGGAACACAUGAAAACAAUGAAGGUUGACUUUCUCAAGACCUUGGUUAGCUUGGAUGCCUUCAAGAAUCAUGCUAGUGAUUAUGGGGAAGCUGAGAAGGAGGUUAACCUGGAGGAAUACUUUCACCGCGAAGGGGUGUUUCAUUGUACUACGAAGUUCUGUGACUAUGGGAAAGCUGAAGGAGCCAAGGAAUAUGCAGAGAAGCAGUCUGUGAAGGAGUCCUACGGCCGCGUAUCAGAACUGGUACUGAGCACCCUGUUUGUCACUCCUCGUACUGUCGGUGCCAGGGUGUCCCUUACAGAAGAUCAGCUGCAGCUGUGGCCCAGCAACACCAAACAAGAUGCCACAUCUGACAUGGGCAUGGCCCGGGGCAGUCAUGCCCACGUCAUGUUGGGCUGCGCUGAGGGUGUGGGGCCGGUGCAGACAGGCCUAGACCUGCUGGAGUUGGUUCAGAUGGAGCAGGAGAGUCAAACUAGAGAUCUUGUGCAGGACCUGGAGCUUGGGUCGCUCACCUAUUACGGCAAAGGCAUGUGGGCCCUGAGCUUGCGUGAGCCCUUCCUGGCUACUGCUUGCUUCUCUAGCUAUUAUGGCCACUGGGAGGAGAAGGAGACAGAGAAGAAAAAGAGAUCUAAGUGCACAGUUCACUGAAGCAGUGAUUUACUCGUUUUCAUCUUUGUGGUGACCAUGGUGGCUAAGCUGGCCCUGAAACCAUUCUGAGAACCACACACUAGUCCAUCUUGUGCUCUGUCCCACUUGUAUGGUUGAGGUUAACUGGAGGUGUUUCCAUCAAAGCUAUCCAUGGUAAUGUGGGAGCCUUGCUUCUAUUGAAACCGUUGCAUGCUGGUUGUAUUGCAAAACUGCAUUGUUGGAACAUAAUGUGAGUUUUGCACUGGUGGCGGUUCUGGGCCUUGCAUCAGUUUAGCAGUGUGAUGGCAGAGCACAAUACUCACAGGGUGAGAUGAAGGGUUUUCACUGCUUUGAAGUUCUAGUGUAUUCCAAGAGGCUGUUUCAAGUGUUAGAUGACGGUUCUACUUGAGUGUCUUUAAAUCUGCAUAUUUUAUGCUUUCACUUUGUGACCCACUCUAGCAGUGCAGCACUUAAAUUCAUAUGUAACAAAUAGCUUUUGUACUUCAAAUAAAAUCUGUGACUGGCUA